Messenger RNA from Mesoplodon densirostris (Blainville's beaked whale), 2268 nucleotides. RefSeq names its product transcription initiation factor TFIID subunit 7-like. Gene Ontology annotation, molecular function: RNA polymerase II general transcription initiation factor activity. NCBI's taxonomy places the organism in Eukaryota, Metazoa, Chordata, Mammalia, Artiodactyla, Ziphiidae. Gene Ontology annotation, cellular component: transcription factor TFIID complex. The transcript has a single exon. Gene Ontology annotation, biological process: RNA polymerase II preinitiation complex assembly; transcription initiation at RNA polymerase II promoter; regulation of transcription by RNA polymerase II. The record is from RefSeq and is a predicted model, not a curated record. The coding region runs from base 702 to 1751 and encodes 349 amino acids.
GCCCGAGGCGUGUUGUGACUCACAGCAGCUGCCGGUCUCGCGUGGUGACGCAGCUGUUUUUUCUCGGCUAGGUCUGCUGUAACGGACGGAGGCCGCCUGAGCUGCGGAGUUGCAGAAUCUGGCGUUCGGAGCUGCGGUUCUUGGCGAGAUUUCGCGUUGCCCGUCUUCAGCCGUUUCACCGAUAAUCAGCGGAUCGCUUUGCCAAGUGCCGGGAAGAACAAAGGAAUUCGGAAGGAGACUCUCGGCUCCCGGCCGCCUUUCUCUGAGUGGCUUCGUUUCUCGCUCGCGCCUGUCCGGAGAGACUGGACUUAUAACCGUCACUGGAUUGUAAGUACCCGAGGCGAAGAGAGCUCACGACGCCCCGCUUUUUGCGUAUCUUUGUUCCGGGAGAGUUUGUGGAUUGGGAGUAUCUGCUGAGCCUUACUUCCUGUGCCGAAAAUCAUUCCGUAGGAGCCGCCAUUUGCUUUCCCUGCGUUGUCCUGCAGCGGCAGGACAACCUCUAUCUAGAGGUUGGAACUUGGCAUUGCAGCUAACAGAUUUAAAUGGACCUGAGUAAGGCAAUGCGUCAUUAACGACUGGUAUUGUCACAGCAUAUUUAGAAAGACUUGGGACUUAAUUCCGAAUAGACGCUUAGUUGCUGUUCUACCUAGAACUCUUUGUAAUUAAAGACGUCAAUUUAUAAGAGUCACAAAGAAAUAAAGAUGAGUAAGAGCAAAGAUGAUGCUCCUCACGAACUAGAGAGCCAGUUUAUCUUACGCCUACCUCCGGAGUAUGCCUCUACUGUGAGGCGGGCGAUACAGUCUGGUCAUGUCAACCUGAAGGACAGACUGACAAUUGAGUUACACCCUGAUGGGCGUCAUGGAAUUGUCAGAGUGGACCAGGUCCCAUUGGCGUCAAAAUUGGUAGAUCUGCCAUGUGUUAUGGAAAGUUUGAAAACCAUUGAUAAAAAAACCUUUUACAAGACAGCUGAUAUCUCUCAGAUGCUUGUCUGUACAGCUGAUGGUGAUCUCUAUCCUCCUGUUGAGGAACCAGUUGCCACUGCUGAUCCCAAAGCAAGCAAGAAAAAGGAUAAGGACAAAGAGAAAAAGUUUAUAUGGAACCAUGGAAUUACUCUGCCUCUAAAAAAUGUCAGAAAGAGAAGGUUCCGUAAGACAGCAAAGAAGAAAUAUAUUGAGUCUCCAGAUGUGGAAAAAGAAGUAAAGCGGUUGCUGAGCACAGAUGCUGAAGCUGUCAGUACCCGUUGGGAAAUAAUUGCUGAAGAUGAAACAAAAGAAGCAGAAAGUCAAGGCCUUGAUAUCUCUUCCCCAGGAAUGUCUGGCCACAGGCAGGGCCAUGACCCAUUAGAACAUGAUGAGCUUCGGGAGAUAUUCAAUGACCUCAGCAGCAGCAGUGAAGAUGAAGAUGAGACACAGCAUCAAGAUGAAGAAGAUAUAAACAUCAUUGACACUGAGGAAGAUCUGGAAAGGCAGCUACAGCACAAGCUAAAUGAGUCAGAUGAACACCACCAAGAAAACGAGGAAACGAAUCAGCUGGUUAUGGGAAUUCAGAAACAGAUUGAUAACAUGAAAGGCAAGCUCCAAGAGACCCAGGACAGGGCAAAGCGACAGGAGGAUCUCAUCAUGAAAGUGGAAAACCUGGCUCUCAAGAGCAGAUUUCAGGCUGUGCUGGAUGAACUGAAACAAAAGGAAGACCGAGAAAAGGAGCAGCUCAGCUCUUUGCAAGAAGAGCUAGAAUCACUCCUAGAGAAGUGAGGAGAGUUUUGAUACUUAAUUUCAUUCCUGACAGUGGUCAGCCUUGAAAGAAAAACUUUGUUUUCAUCACCUGGACUAGAUAGUAAAACUUUGCAGUAGUUCCCAGUUUCCUCCACUGCCUUCUCUUGGAUUUGUUUUAUAAUUGUGAAUUUCUGUCUCAUUUGUUUUUUGGAACCACUUUGGUGGGUGUUUGUCCUGUAGUAAGUAGGAAUGUAUAGACAGAUAAAUGUAGGGAAGUUGUAGGAUUAGUGGAGUGAACAGUUCAGUUUGGUAAUUAAUCACAGCUUCACUGCAGGACUUUGCUGCUGUUUCUCCGUUUACCAGAAGCUGCCAUUGCUACUCUGUGAUGCCAUCUGAGAUAAAUUAGUAGAUUCUAGUUUGGUGGCAGUGAAGUUUGUUUACAUAUGUUUUCCCAUGCUGUAGCUAUUUUCCCAGUUAUUCAAAGCAGUUUUCCACAUUUUGCAUUGCAAAUCAUUUCAUAAAGUUGUUUUAGCAAUAAAUAAAAGCAAGUAAUUUU